CGAUAUUACCUCACACGAAUAAGGUCCGACGCACCCUUCUCCAGCUUGGACCACUACGCUGCCUUGCCGUCUUUUUCGGCGAUUACCACGAGAUUAUGACGACGUCGCAAGAAGAUGAACCGUUACUGAACCCUCAAAUCGCUGCCGCGGCGGCGGUUUCCGGUGCCGGCUUUAUUAAUUCGUCUACCGAAAAGAUCAAAAAGGCGCGAGCGGAAGGGCCGUUGACGUUUCGCACGCUCGGAUUUCUGGGGGGUUUGGCCAUGAUUAUUAGCAACGGCCUAGCCAUCCUUGACCGAUUCUUUUCUUUCAACUUUGCGGGUGCCAUGAUCGCAUUCUACGGUGUACUCUUCGGUGUUAUUAUUACUAUGCUGGAAGCUCCUGGACCUUGCAGUCAGAGACUUCAGGGAGGAAUUCGUUUUUACGCCAAGUUCUUGGACUUUACUUGGGGACGUGGUGCUCUUUACUUUUUUGUAGGAACCCUGCAGGUCUCCAAUUGGAACAUGCUGGACUGGGCUGUAGGGGGCUUUAUGAUUUUUGUCGGAGUAACCGCAAUUGGAGUGGGAAUUGCUGCAGCCCGAGACCUCCGACUCCUUAAAUUUGCCAUUCAAAACGAGAAUCAUCUUAAAGAAAAAUGGAACCAGCACGAUGCGGACGGAAACGGUACACUAGAUGCCAAGGAACUGACGGCCUUUGUAGCAGAUGCCGGUGUGGAUAUGUCGCGAAACGAGAUUGCUGCCACAUUCCUGGCCCUCGACAAGAACUUUGAUGAGAAGAUUGCCUACGAAGAAUUCUUCUCUUGGUGGACAGCCGCCGGAACCUACGGCGCCGGUACAAGCAUGUCCGUAUAGCUUUAUGAGGCUUUGUCCAUGUAGUAGUAAAUUUGCAUUUCCGAC
Phaeodactylum tricornutum CCAP 1055/1 is the source of this 893-nucleotide messenger RNA. RefSeq lists its product with no specific name. The transcript has a single exon. Gene Ontology annotation, biological process: vesicle-mediated transport. Gene Ontology annotation, cellular component: Golgi membrane. Gene Ontology annotation, molecular function: calcium ion binding. Bases 96 to 848 code for a protein of 250 amino acids. The record is from RefSeq and is a predicted model, not a curated record. Lineage: Eukaryota; Bacillariophyta; Bacillariophyceae; Surirellales; Neidiaceae.